AUGGGGGGUGCAGCAGCGGGCGUGCAUGCAGAUGUCGGACGGUUACGCCUCGGCGUGAAGCCGGGAGAGAAGAGGGAGGUGGAGGUAGAUGGGGUCGAGGAGGGGAAGGUCCUGUUGCUGAAUGUUGCGGGGAAGACUACUGCUGUCGGUGCUAAAUGCACUCAUUAUGGUGCCCCUCUUGUCAAGGGAGUUUUGACUGGAGAUGGUAGAAUUACGUGCCCGUGGCAUGGAGCCUGCUUCAACGCAAAGACGGGUGAAAUUGAGAACGCUCCGGCCCUUGAUAACCUCCCCGUCUUCGGGCUCGUUGAGAAGGAUGGCGGUGUCUAUGUCACAGGGGCUAUUGGAACUGUUGAGGCGCUUCGCGAACAAGGUUAUAAGGGCUCCAUCACUUUGAUCAGCAAUGAGGGAUACCUGCCAAUUGACAGGACGAAGUUGUCCAAGGCUUUAAUUGCCGACCCAGUCAAGAUUGGGCUGAGAGACCAACCGUGGUUUGACGAGGCUGGAAUCACCACUGUCACCGAUGAGGUGACGGAGGUUGAUUUUCUCACAAAGAAGGUGCACACAAAAUCUGCGAGUGUGUAUCCCUACACCAAGCUGGUGCUUGCAACUGGCGGAACCCCUCGUCAGCUCCCACUACAAGGGUUCAAGGAGCUCGGAAAUAUCUUCGUGCUGCGAAACAUCCACAAUGUAAAAGACAUCCUGGCUGCCAUUGGCGAGAAGAACAAGAAGAUCGUUGUCAUCGGCAGCUCUUUCAUUGGCAUGGAAGUUGCCAAAGCCACAUCCAAGGAUAACUCCGUCUCUGUGGUAGGCAUGGAGAAAGUACCCCUCGAGCGCUACCUAAAGGGAAAUAAAUCUGUGCAGCUGGCUAGAGACGGCUCUCUAACCGUUGACGAGAACUUCCUCGUCCAAGGCCUCAAUGCCGUGUACGCCGUCGGCGACAUCGCGACAUACCCCUACUACGGCCCCGGCAGCAACGGCGCCCUAAUCCGCAUCGAGCACUGGAACGUAGCGCAGAACUCCGGUCGCGCCGCCGCAGCAACAUCGUCGCGCCAACAGCGGCGCGCAAGCGGUUCAUCCCCAUCUUCUGGUCGGCGCUGGGGGCGCAGCUGCGGUGGUGGCGGUGGCGACGAUGGGGAGGGAUCCAUGGUGUCGCAUGCGAGUGAGUUGAUGAGGAGGGGGGGGUUGCCGAAGAAGGCGGAGUUGGAAGGGGGGCUGGAUAUUUUGACGAUUGAGGUUCCUGCUUUGUGA
This is a messenger RNA of Pseudogymnoascus destructans, 1248 nucleotides long. RefSeq lists its product as uncharacterized. Bases 1 to 1248 code for a protein of 415 amino acids. Lineage: Eukaryota; Fungi; Ascomycota; Leotiomycetes; Thelebolales; Thelebolaceae. The record is from RefSeq and is a predicted model, not a curated record. The transcript is spliced from 6 exons. Gene Ontology annotation, molecular function: 2 iron, 2 sulfur cluster binding; oxidoreductase activity, acting on NAD(P)H. Gene Ontology annotation, cellular component: cytoplasm.